UUUAACAUCACUUCCGUAAAGCUCUCGACAACACUUCAAGUCAACAGCAAUUGUCACAACACUUCCCACCUUGGGAGAGUUAAAAAUUCCGAAAUUUUUGGGCGACAUCUAGACACAGCUAUAGACUCCGGAUGUUCCGUUCAGACAGACAAUCAUGACAACCCUUCAGCCAAGAGGGCCUUAUACUCAGGAAGAGCUUCGGAAGCUCUAUCCUCCAGGUUUGGAGCUUCAAUUGGUUCAAGUCCUUCUCAGACACGGUGAACGGUCCCCAGUCUCUGCUCGAUUUCAAAAUGCAGGUCUCGCUGCUUUUUGGCCAUACUGUCGGGUUGCUAGGCAGAUGGUCGCUGCAACUAUGGAAGACUCAGAUGGCAAAUGGACUCCUAUGCAGUGGAGGAGAAGGCUCGAGACCUUCGGAUCAGAUGAUGGCCCUGUCAUAGCCUCUGGACCCAGAGGAGAAGUUGACGAUGUUUGUAAUUUGGGGGAAUUAACAGAUGAGGGACGAAUCACCACAUGGAAACUCGGACGACGGCUAAGACAGCUGUACGUCGAUCAAUUGCACUUCAUGCCUUCAAUGAUUCACGAUGCGGAUAUGAUAUACCUCCGAGCCACUCCAAUCCCCAGAGCCCUUGAGUCUUUGCAACAAACAUUUUGGGGCAUGUACCCUUCGAAUUCAAGAUCUGCCUCAUUCCCACCUCCUACUAUCUUAUUACGAGCACCAGCAGAUGAAACCUUAUUCCCAAACGAUUCCAACUGCAGACGGUUUGCCCAGUUAUCAAGAGCUUUUGCCCAGAGGACGGCAGACAGAUGGAACAGUACGAGCGAGAUGGAGUAUCUGAACAAGUUGAUUAGCAAGUGGAUGCCAGAAUCUAGUAAGAGAGUAGCUGUGGACUCACAUCCCCGACUUUCGGGUAUCAUGGAUACUAUCAACUCAACUCUAGCUCAUGGGCCAGAAACAAGACUUCCCAAGGAAUUCUACGAUGAGAAGGGACGGAAAAUCAUUGAGAAGAUCGGUGUAGAAGAAUGGUUCAGUGGUUAUCAAGAAUCGCAGGAAUACAGAUCUCUCGGAAUUGGUGGAUUGAUGGGGGAUGUCGUGGAAAGAAUGGUUGGAAGUGUUGAAAAGAACGGUAAUGAUGGCCUUACUGAGAUCGGUGGUAAGGAUGGCUCUACCGGCACUGGAAGAGGUGGAGAGAAUGCUAUCAAGCUUGGGCUGAGUGGAUGUCACGACACAACUCUAGCGGCCGUGUUGGCUAGUUUGGGAGCUUUCCAGGGAGAGCCAUGGCCACCUUACACGAGUCACAUCGCUCUCGAGCUCUUCAAGAAAUCGGAAGCACAGCCCGUACAAGUCCCCGCAAAACGCAAAAUCGAGGAGACAAACCCUGUGGCAGCUACUGGCGAUCCCAAAAUCAGAAAGUCUUGGUUCGGCAGGAUAUUCGGAGACAGUGCUGUUGUUGACGAGAAAGGGGACAAGAACGCUCCUCUUGGCAUUGCCAGAAAGAAGACUGAAGAGCUCAAGGAGUCUGAGCGAGCAAAGCUGGAAGGUUAUUUUGUCAGGAUACGCUAUAACGACAAAGUUAUGAGCGUUCCUGGUUGUAAGCCUGCUGGAAAGCACCUUGAUGGUGACGAAUCUUUCUGCACUUUGGAGGCAUUCAAGAGCAUCGUGGACAAGUACACUCCUUUGCACUGGAAACAGGCAUGUUUGAGCAAUAUGGAAACACCGGCUUUCCCUUCGAAGCCAGAGCCAGCAGGAUACUAGAACAUUGUAUAGACAAAGUUGGCCACGAUAUGGCGUUGGAUAGAUUGUAGAAAUGGGUGGUCUAUUGCAGCAGCUUACCUAAAAUAGACCUUCAAGCAAGAACUUAACUUUCAUAUUCGCAUAUGUACGCUGC
Molecule: messenger RNA, 1886 nt
Organism: Mollisia scopiformis
Lineage: Eukaryota; Fungi; Ascomycota; Leotiomycetes; Helotiales; Mollisiaceae
Product: histidine acid phosphatase-like protein
Exons: 3
Coding region: 155-1753 (532 amino acids)
Biological process (GO): dephosphorylation
Molecular function (GO): phosphatase activity
Source: RefSeq, a predicted model, not a curated record